AUGGAGAACAAGAGAGUGAUGGGGGAGGAGGUGGUGGUGAUAGUUGGAGCUGGGCAGUCCGGGCUUGCGGCGGCGGCGUGCCUGACGGAGCUGUCGGUGCCGUGCGUCAUCCUGGAGCGCGAAGAUUGCAUCGCCUCCCUCUGGCGCAACCGCUGCUACGACCGCGUCUCCCUCCACCUGCAGAAGCAGUUCUGCCAGCUGCCGCACGCGCCGCACCCGCCGGAGACGCCGAUGUACAUUCCCAAGCAGGACUUCAUCCGGUACCUGGAAGACUACGCGGCGCGGUUCCGCCUCCGGAUCAACCUGCAGCGCAAGGUGGAGUCGACGAAGUACGACGAGGAGGCGGGGAGGUGGCGGCUCGUAGCGACGAACGGCGAGGACGGGAGCAUGGAGGAGUACGUGGCGAGGUACGUGGUGGUGGCGACCGGGGAGAACGACGAGAUGGUGGUGCCGAAGAUCCCGGGGCUGGAGGGGUUCAGCGGCCCGGUGGUGCACUCGAGCCUGUACCGCUCCGGUUCGGAGUACAAAGGCAAGUCGGUGCUGGUGGUUGGGUGCGGUAACUCCGGCAUGGAGGUGGCGCUCGAUCUGGCCGAGAAUGGCGCCACCACUCACAUCGUAGUAAGAAACAAGUUCCACAUUGUAACCAAAGAGAUAUGGGUAAAGGCCAUGAUUCUAAGCAGAUUAUUUCCAUGUAAAGUAGUGGACGCCGUCAUUCUCCUACUAUGCCAUCUAGAGUUUGGCAGUCUGGCCAAGUAUGGCAUCCGCAGACCGGCAAAGGGACCGAUGUAUCUCAAGGAGCACACCCCAGUGUAUCCUGUCCUGGAUUGUGGCACAGUGAAGAAGAUAAAGUCUGGAGACAUAAAGGUUUUACCUGCGAUAAAGCACAUCGAAGGAAACGACGUGACGUUCUCCGAUGGAAGAACUCAGCACUUCGACGCCAUCGUUCUCGCUACAGGCUACAGAAGCACAGUGAAGAGAUGGCUCAAGGGUGAUGACAGUCUUAUCGACGAAACUGGAAUGGCGAAGCAGACGCACCCCAACAACUGGAAAGGGCGGAAUGGACUUUACUGUGCUGGGCUUUCAAGGAGAGGGAUUUAUGGGUCUGCAGAAGAUGCAUUAAAAAUAGCUAAUGAUAUUGGUGACGACUACAAGCAUACACAAUGA
Molecule: messenger RNA, 1164 nt
Organism: Musa acuminata AAA Group (dessert banana)
Lineage: Eukaryota; Viridiplantae; Streptophyta; Magnoliopsida; Zingiberales; Musaceae
Product: probable indole-3-pyruvate monooxygenase YUCCA5
Exons: 4
Coding region: 1-1164 (387 amino acids)
Molecular function (GO): monooxygenase activity; flavin adenine dinucleotide binding; NADP binding
Source: RefSeq, a predicted model, not a curated record